AUGGCUAUUCAAUUUUUAUUUCUUAUAUCUAGACAAGGUAAAAACAGAUUAUCUAAAUGGUAUCAAACCAUUUCACAAAAGGAAAAAGCCAAAAUCAUUCGAGAAUUAAGUACGAUUAUAUUAUCUCGUCGAGCUAAGAUGUGUAAUGUAUUAGAAUAUAAAGAUAUGAAGAUAAUUUAUCGAAGAUAUGCUAGUUUAUUUUUUGUUAUUGGUGUUAAUUCAGAUGAUAAUGAAUUGAUUGGAUUGGAAAUUAUUCAUAGAUUUGUUGAACAAAUGGAUAAAUUAUAUGGAAAUGUAUGUGAAUUGGAUAUUAUAUUUGGAUUUAAUAAAGCUUAUUAUGUAUUGGAUGAAUUGUUAAUAGAUGGCUAUUUACAAGAAAGUUCAAAGAAAGAAGUAUUGAAAAGAGUUAAUCAACAAGAUGAAUUGGAGAAUAUGGAUGAAUUUGAAAAUAUUUUGACAUAA
Messenger RNA from Candida tropicalis MYA-3404, 462 nucleotides. RefSeq lists its product as uncharacterized. Gene Ontology annotation, biological process: vesicle-mediated transport; protein transport. The record is from RefSeq and is a predicted model, not a curated record. The transcript has a single exon. Gene Ontology annotation, molecular function: clathrin-cargo adaptor activity. The coding region runs from base 1 to 462 and encodes 153 amino acids. Gene Ontology annotation, cellular component: intracellular membrane-bounded organelle; AP-1 adaptor complex. Lineage: Eukaryota; Fungi; Ascomycota; Pichiomycetes; Serinales; Debaryomycetaceae.